Molecule: messenger RNA, 3970 nt
Organism: Danaus plexippus (monarch butterfly)
Lineage: Eukaryota; Metazoa; Arthropoda; Insecta; Lepidoptera; Nymphalidae
Product: cytosolic carboxypeptidase 1-like
Exons: 26
Coding region: 74-3649 (1191 amino acids)
Biological process (GO): proteolysis; C-terminal protein deglutamylation; protein side chain deglutamylation
Molecular function (GO): metallocarboxypeptidase activity; zinc ion binding
Source: RefSeq, a predicted model, not a curated record
AAAUACAAACUAAUAAAGCAUUGAAAUGAAUAAUAUUUAAACAAAUGUUUCAUUAUAAGUAACUGUUGUUGUUAUGAAUGAGAAAUGUCAGGAUUUGGUUAUCGGAGCCGACUGCUCGGCGCAAACACAGGAAAUCAAAAAACCAAAGAAAAGAGCGUAUCGCAUGGCGGACGACGCGGGCGACUGCCUGUUCGAGCGGCUCCGACUGCACCAGCAACGCGCCCCGGACGCGACUGAGGUCGCGCGUGCUAUCACAGCUAGAAUCAACUCGCGUCUCACAUCACACGACAAACACAUCCGACAGAGCACGCUUGACAAACUAUGGAACAAGCAAACUGGUGCGAUACAAAUGCUUCUAUCUAUAUUAGAGAAUUCAAGAGAUACAGCGACAUCAACCUAUAUAACAUCAAUAUUUAGAGAAGCUCUCUGCCUUAAACAAGGAAAAGGAAAAAAAUGUUCAGUAGCGAAUGAAACCUUGGGGUCGAAAAAGAAGGAAAGCAAAAAAGGCAAAGAAAAUAAAACACCAUUGAAUAAAAAGGCAAACAACAUACAACGGCAGCAAUGUGCGCAGGAUUUUGUGGAAAUGAAAGGAACACAGACCAUUAUUAGACGAGUCAUAUCAACGGUCCAUGACAAGAGGGAGCAUCAUGCUGGGGUGGAAUUAGUAUUAAAUGAUCUGGUGUGGAUUCUCGCUCCGUUGGGGUCAAAAGAUCCAAAAUUUGCAAUGAAGGUGAGAAUGUUGGGAUGCGUUAGGACGAUGCAUCUAAUUUUGAAAGGACAUUUCACUGACAAUAAGUUGAUAUUUCCACUAUUAGUCAUCAUGAAACAGCUAGCCAAAAAUUCCGUAACAACUUCCAUUUUAAUACGUGACGGAGUCAUCGCGACUUACGAUCGAGUGUUAAUAAGUCUAGGCUUCAUUCCUACAGCGAGACUGAGACUCUGUUUGGACGCUAUAGACUACUUUAGCAAGAACAAGGUGUGCUGCAUGCAGAUUGUGAAGACAGGACUGUGUGGAGUGCUAAUAAGAGUGUUCGACCGCUGGGACCGCUACGAGGGGCGCAUGAGGCUCAAGAUAUGCGCACACAUCCUCCAGACAUUACAGCACCUCUGCAACAUCAAGGCUGGACGUCGUGCUCUUUGCACCAAGAAGCACGUGCAGACCCUCCACAGGUUCUGUUCCCAGUGUCCUGAUGAAAUCGAGUUCGACGGACUGUUGGCUAGAGUCUGUUCCGUCAUAACAUUGUGUCUCAAGCAUCAGGCAUUACCAGUGCCAUCAUCUAGUCCAGCUACCUUCAACCUGAACCCUAUACUUAAAGGAACAAAUACCACAUGGCCAUGUCAUGAAGAUGAUGAUGACGGCGGAAACUCAGACUCGAAGACAAUCAAUUCGGAUUUGGAAGACGAUGCUCCUGACAGUGAUAACGAGGUCAUUGAUGACUUCCCAGAUAUUGAUUUCGAAGAAAAUGACUUAAAGAAUAAUGAAGAUUUGGAGAAAUCACAUACAAAAAGUGGGGAGAGCAUACAGAGUGCACUGUGGAUCAAUCCCAAUGAGAGAGAUAUCGAAGACUUAAAAAGAUACUAUAUUUUCUUCAAGGAGUUCGGUUCCUAUAACAAGCAAAUAAGGUUGGUAAAAAGCCGGUCCAAUUCCCGGGGGUCCAUACUAGAUGACAUUUUUAUAUCUCAAAAUAGCGCUAACCGAAGCCAGCCGUCGCCGACAAAUCUUUCUUUAACUGCAGUACUUGGGAAUACCGACUACGACAGCGCUUUAGGAUCAUCUCAAACGCUUUCAUUCCUGCAAGGAUAUCAUAAGAUACACGAAAGCACUUCGACAACAUCUUGUUCUUCCUUAAAAAUCCAUAAAGAUAUAUCAAAAUACAGUCCGCUCGAGUCAGUUUAUUCAAUAAUAUCAUCGAGAGUUAAAAGCAUCAUUCCAUUUGUAAAAGUUGCCUACCCAGAUAUGACAGGCGGGCAGGGUGCAACACAACCAGAGCCAUUAAAUAAAAUGGAGAGAACAGCUUGCAGAAAUAAAUUACUCGCUUGCGUCGAGAGAGCAAUUAAUCCGGAAGCGUAUAUGAAUGAAGUUGUGUAUGAUCUGGACGCUUUGAACAGUUCGAGCUCAAACGCAGACACGACUUCGCAGAAAAGAAUAUCUUCCAGUUUAAGCAACGAGAGUUUAUUUUUAAUUAACACCGACGAGCAAGAAAUAACAAAAGUCAAUAGUUUCUCAUCGAGACUAAAUUUUGAAUCGAGAUUUGAGUCGGGAAAUUUAAGAAAAGCUAUACAGGUAGGUCCAAGAGAAUAUGAAUUAAUUUUAAUGCCAGACGUAAAUUCUCCAAAACGGCAUCAGUGGUUUUACUUCGAAGUGCGUAAUAUGCAACAGGGACGGCCCUAUAUAUUUAAUAUUGUGAAUUGUGAGAAAUCAGAUAGCCAAUUCAACUUCGGCAUGAAGCCUGUUAUGUAUUCUGUGAAGGAAGCCGUCCUUGGAAGACCCGGGUGGGUGAGAGCCGGUUCGGACAUUUGCUACUACAGGAACAGCUACCACUAUUCCAAUCAAAGAAACAACAAGUGCUACCUAACAGUUACGUUCAACAUCGACUUUCCCCACACAAACGACGUCUGCUACCUCGCUUACCACUUCCCAUUCACUUACUCCAUGAUGAUGACUAGAAUUUUCCAAUGGAGUUCUCAAUUGCCUCCUGGCGCUUAUCUACGAGCUGAGCCCUUAUGUUAUACACUUAACAACAACGAAGUUCCUCUGUUGACUAUAUCAGCUGAUGAUACUCCGUCCAAUCCCAUAGUCGACAGGGAGAUAGUAUUCCUUACGGCUCGAGUCCACCCUGGUGAAAGCAACGCGUCCUGGGUAAUGGAUGGAACGCUGCGUUUCCUGCUCACAGACACUUCAUCCGCAGCGGCCCUCCGUAACAAGUACGUGUUCAAAAUCGUGCCGAUGCUCAACGUCGAAGGCGUCGUUAAUGGCUGCCAUCGAUGCGGCUUAACUAAUGAAGAUUUAAAUCGACGCUGGUGCAAGCCGAGCCCCGUUUUGCAUCCUUCUAUUUACCAUACCAAGGGCCUAAUAGAAUAUUUGGUGCGUGUUUGGAAGAAACCUCCGGUAGUUUAUUGCGACUACCACGGUCAUUCGCGCAAGAAGAACGUGUUCUUUUACGGUUGCGCCGGCGCAGAGAGCUGGUGCAGCAACGACCGGCUUGUCCCGGACGAGCCUGUUAAAUAUCUCAUGCUUCCAGCUUUAAUGCACCGGCUAUCACCGGCGUUCGCUCUUGGUUCGUGUUCCUUUCGUGUUGAACGUGAGCGUGAGAGCACAGCGCGAGUCACUGUGUGGCGCCACCUAGGAGUCACACGGUCCUACACUAUGGAAGCAUCAUUUUGUGGAUUUGAUAGGGGACCGUUUAAAGGAUUUCAUCUCAACACCCAGCAUCUGCAGAGCGUGGGCAGUGACUUUUGCGAAGCUCUCAACGGUCUCGGAGAUACAGCCAACAAUGUUGACAUACAACUCACUAAAGAUCUCAAUGGAAAUAUGGUUGAGGUUCUUUUAACGGGUGCACCAAGGUACAGCGAAAUAGCAAUAGACAGUGAAGCUGGCUCGGGGUCGGACAGCGUAUUGAAAACAGAUUCGGAUGAAGAUUUCGAUUAGACUUUUGGGGUAUAAUAUUUGACAGGUGUCAAUUUCUAUAGUAAUAAGAAUACGGCCUUUUCUUGAAAUUUUCUUUUGCCAUAUUAUAUUAUAUAUUUCAUACUUUUACGACUUGGAAGUUCUAAUGGCGUAAAUUAAAUAUUUUUAUUUUUUUAAACGUAUAAUUAUUUUAAUUUAUAUUAAUUUACAAAUUUGACUUUCUAAUGUUUUAAGUCGUGUAACGAAAUUGAUCGUGUCUGUGAUUAUAUAUUGUAGUUUUUGUUAAUGAUAUUUUUUGUGUGAAUUCUGGUGAUCUCAAUAACAAAUAAAGUAUUAAAUAUG